This is a messenger RNA of Penicillium hordei, 792 nucleotides long. Its product is annotated as putative short chain dehydrogenase. Gene Ontology annotation, cellular component: intracellular anatomical structure. Gene Ontology annotation, molecular function: oxidoreductase activity, acting on NAD(P)H, oxygen as acceptor. The transcript has 2 exons. Bases 1 to 792 code for a protein of 263 amino acids. NCBI's taxonomy places the organism in Eukaryota, Fungi, Ascomycota, Eurotiomycetes, Eurotiales, Aspergillaceae. The record is from RefSeq and is a predicted model, not a curated record.
AUGGCCAAAAUAGUUCUCAUCACUGGUGCCAACACGGGUAUCGGCUUCGAGACCGUCAAAGCCCUGGCUGCAUCCGAUCAAUCUUACACUAUCCUUCUUGGGGGUCGAUCCCUAGAAAAGGCCCAAGCAGCUGCCGCCACUGCUCAGAAGGACUUUUCCGACUCGAAAAGCGAGUUUGUCCCUAUUCAGGUAGACAUUGAGCACGAUGAUUCGAUUGGUCGAGCCUUCACCGAGGUGAAAUCCAAGUAUGGGAAGGUUGAUGUGCUUAUCAAUAACGCUGGGGCCCAAUUUGACCAACAAGUAGCAACAGGGCAGCUAGGAGCGCGUGAGAUGUGGAACCACACCUGGAACGUUAAUACGACCGGUACACAGAUUCUGACGUCGGAGUUUGCGCCUCUAUUGCUGGAAAGCGCUGACCCACGUCUACUCUUCAUCACUUCGGGUACAUCGACUCUAGCCGGCACUGAGAACCGGACUUUACCGGUGAAUCGAGUGGCGGCUAAGGGGUGGCCUAAGACAGGGUUUAGUGUACCGGCGUACCGCAGUGCUAAGACGGGGCUAAACAUGCUUAUGCGGGAGUGGUAUCGAUGGUUGAAAGAAGACGGGGUUAAGGUUUGGGGGAUCUCACCCGGUUUCUUGGCCACCGGAUUGGGUGGCAACCCCGAUGCCUCCCGGAAGAUGGGCGCGCUUGAUCCCUCCGUGGCGGGGCCGUUCAUUCGUAGCGUCAUCGAGGGCGAGCGGGAUGCUGAUGUGGGUCUUGUGAUCAACAGGGAUGGGGUUCAGCCCUGGUGA